GUAGUGUUUAAAUAUAGUCAGUGCUGGUUAGUGAUAUGGAAUUCAUGUGUGUAAUCAGGUGGGUAAUCAUCAUCAGACAAAAUGACUUGAAAAUUAGGAUUAGCUGGUUCAAACCAUUGACCUUUUCACAUUACCUCAUGAACUUCAACUGUUGAUUUUGUUUUCAGUCUUUCCUUCUGAACGGAAAAUGCUGAAGAGGAUUUCUGCACACCUCCUUGAAAGAGGCAUUUCCACAUUUCCUAACAGAUUGUGCAAAAACGAUGGCCUCUUCAUCAUCCAUCCCUCUGUAUCCCAGGCGCUAGCAGACAGCAGGCCAGUUGUGGCACUAGAGAGCACAAUCAUUACUCAUGGCAUGCCAUAUCCACACAACCUGAGAACAGCUCAAGAAGUGGAGGCCAUAGUGCGAGCUGAGGGUGCCACUCCUGCAACGGUAGGAGUGAUCCAUGGGAGGGUUCAUGUGGGCUUGUCCUCAAAGGAGCUGGAUUACCUGGCCCGCAGCAAGACCUCCCUCAAAGUCUCUCGGAGAGAUCUACCUUUUGCCAUCAGCAAGGGUCUAUGUGGAGGCUCCACUGUUUCCGGCACUAUGAUUGCAGCACACAAAGCUGGCAUUCCUGUCUUUGUAACAGGGGGCAUUGGUGGAGUACACAGAGGUGGGGAGAAAAGUUUGGACAUCAGUGCAGAUCUCACAGAGCUGGGCAGGACCCCUAUAGCUGUGAUCUGCGCUGGAGUGAAGUCUAUCUUGGAUAUUGGUCGCACCCUUGAGUUCUUAGAGACUCAGGGAGUAUGUGUGGCCACAUAUGGGAUGUCCAACAAUUUCCCAGCGUUCUUUUCUCCUCAAAGUGGAUUUGCUUCCCCUUACCAUGUAAAUGAUGCAAAAGACGCAGCUGAGUUGAUUGCGAGCACACUUUCCCUGGGUCUACAGAGCGGCCUCCUUUUGGCUGUGCCCAUCCCAGACGAGCACGCUGCAGUGGGCCAGGAGAUAGAGGGGGCCAUCCAGGUUGCAGUGGCGGAAGCCAGUUCUAAAGGUAUCACGGGGAAAGACGUGACACCGUUUAUUCUUCAGAAGGUCAAUGAGUUGACCAAAGGGAAGUCACUUCAGGCCAACAUAGCUCUCAUACAUAAUAAUGCCAAGGUUGGCAGUCAGAUCGCCUGUGCACUGUCAGACUGCAUGAGGAAAAAAGGGACACCUGCUGUUCAGCUCAAAGAGAUUGAAAAUGUUUCUGACUCAAAGUCAAACAUUGUUGUCAUCGGUGGCAUCAAUGUGGAUUUCAUCGCCAAAGGGAAAACAGAAAAGCUAGUGUUCGGACAGACAAAUCCAGGGAGUGUUUGUCAGUCAUUCGGGGGUGUUGGAAGGAACAUUGCUGAUUCUCUUUGUCGCAUGGGACAGACACCCCUGUUCAUCUCAGCUAUUGGGACUGACUCACACAGCAAUGCUGUACUGAACUACUGUAAACACAUGAACAUAGGUGCUGUGGCAAGGCUUCAAGAUCAACGUACUGCUACGUAUUGUGCUGUGAUAACUGAGAGUGGGGAGCUGAGUCUAGGUCUAGGUGACAUGGAUAUUCACCAAGAAAUCACAGUGCAGUAUGUGUCCCAGUUUGACAAGCAGAUAUCAUCAGCCAGUCUUGUGUGUUUUGAUGGCAACAUUCCUGUCUCCACCAUUGACUAUGUUUGUUACUUUGCCAAAAAAAAGAUAGUUCCAGUGUGGUAUGAGCCAACUGAUUCUGAUAAAGCCUGCAAGCCAUUCCUGUCAGAGAGCUGGAAAUCCCUGACCUACAUCUCCCCCAACCUGGCAGAACUGUGUACCAUGAAUAAGACCUUGGGUUUACCAUCCCCUACAGUUUUACCCAGUUCCCUUGAAGAGAUUGUGAGCUGCGCCCUGGCCCUCUCAUGCCCUCUGCUGGAGCACCUCCACUGUGUGGUGGUCACUCUUGGGGCCAUGGGAGUGCUGUUGUGUGGCGAGCAUGACAAGGGAGCUGUUAAUCUGCAGCUGAAAAGGCAAGAGAGGAGAGGACGCCUCUGUGCUGCACACUACCCAGCUCUGCCUGUGACCGCAGAGGAAAUAGUGAAUGUUUCAGGAGCAGGAGAUAGCCUUGCAAGUGGGAUAAUGAAUGGGAUCAUCCUCGGGCGAGACACACACAGCUGUGUUCGGAUGGGGCUACUGGCUGCACGCAUGUCAAUGGCCUCCCCACACCCCAUUGCCCCCACUGUUACCAUUGGCUCCGUGGACCCAAAUGAAGUCUCAUCUCAUAUCUGGCCUCUGCCUACCUUCAUGUGGAUGGAGGAAUAGCAGGGUCAUGGAGAGACAUGCCAUCUCUUUUUCAUGUUUGAUUUGACCUUUCGACACGUUAAA
Hypomesus transpacificus is the source of this 2353-nucleotide messenger RNA. RefSeq lists its product as uncharacterized. The record is from RefSeq and is a predicted model, not a curated record. The transcript is spliced from 18 exons. Gene Ontology annotation, molecular function: kinase activity; pseudouridylate synthase activity. NCBI's taxonomy places the organism in Eukaryota, Metazoa, Chordata, Actinopteri, Osmeriformes, Osmeridae. Bases 188 to 2290 code for a protein of 700 amino acids.